Messenger RNA from Durusdinium trenchii, 2823 nucleotides. The record is from the annotation of a GenBank genome assembly. NCBI's taxonomy places the organism in Eukaryota, Dinophyceae, Suessiales, Symbiodiniaceae.
AUGCUGUUCUCCAGAAAAAAGCAAGCGCAGGUCCAUUCCAUCCGCAGCAACAUGGAGCUCUCUAAGAUGGAACGGGAGCUCUUCUCAGUGCAUGUGGCAUUUUCCAUGGAGCCUCACGAACUGCAGCUGAAGGCGUCCAACGGAGACGCACGAAGGCUGAUUCUGAUAAAAGGAGCUCCUUCCGAAAAUGGCUGUGUACCGGUUGAACAGCUGGAGGGCUCUGAGGAUGAGGCUGACAUUGAGGACCAAGCUGACGUACAGGGUGUGGAUGGUUUCCAGGAUGAGCAGGACGCCUUGCUGGAAAUGGACCGUUUCCAGGAGGAAGACACAGGUGUAGAAGUGCUGGCUGACACCAGUGAUGAGGACAUGGUCAAAGAGACAGUGACCACCAUGCACACCAGAGUCAAGCCUCGGUGGCGCACCGCGGACGAGUCCGCACGGGUUCCGAGGACGGAGCUCUUCACAUGGGACCGGCCGAAGGUCACCGUCCGGGCCACCCGAGCCGUUGGCCGCGCGGCGGUUCGGCGCGUGCGGCGCGGUUCGGUCUCGUCGCUCGUGGCUGCAGCCAUUUUGAGGAACAAAUACGGAUUGGACAGGGUAGCUUCACCCGAGGGACGCGUCCUCCCGCGGAACGCAUCCCACGGGUCCGGCAGUGCAACUGCGAUGGUGGACAAUACCGGUGUCGACUUCCCGCUGGACGCGGAGGGCAAACGCUCCACCACGGGGCUGAAUCAAGGCGCCUUUGCAGCCGCCGUGGAGAAGCACAGCGCGGAGGCUCACGAGGCGGUGCUCAAGGAGAAGAAGUGGCGCUUUGGCUAUGCGCGUCAUGUGCUUCGGCAGACGCAGCUGGCGGCCUCCAAGAGCGACGUUGCACUGGGCAUCGCGCGCGAUGGUUUGGAUUAUUUGCACAGCUCGAUGCAGUUCUGCCGCGAUGGUGGUUGCUCCUUGAAGGAGGCGAUGGCGAAGUUCAAGGAGAAGUCCUUUGAGUCGGUGGUGAUUCAGGGCACCGGCUCCAAGGAGGGCUCCGUUCUGGAGGUGCCUUACAAAGGCCGCAUUCUACGGGGCGAGGCGUUGAACUUGCAACUGCACACCUGGCUCCAGCGGGGUGUGAUUGAGUUGGACACGGCGUUUGCCCUGUGCAACCUCAUCGACCGGCCGGAGUGGUUAGAUCUUUCGGACCACACCUUUGUGCUCUUCGGCGCAGGCUCGGCGAUGGGACCCUUUCCGCUGUUGAUGCAGCUGGGUGCCCAUGUGGUGGCACUAGACUUGCCGAAGCCCGAGAUUUGGAAGCGUCUCAUCUCGGUGGCGCGGCGCUCGCCCGGGAAGCUGACGCUGCCGUUGCACGAGAAGGUCGACGCCUCCGACGAUGCGCAGCUGGCGGCGGCUGCAGGCUGUGACCUGCUGCGGCAGACGCCCGAGGUGCGCAACUGGUUGCUGGAGCUGGGAAACAGCGGCAAGUGUGGCAGUAUGGUGUUGGGAGCCUAUUGCUAUGCUGAUGGACCUUUGUUCGUGCGAGUGAGCAUGGCGAUGGAUGCCAUCAUCGCAGAUCUGGUCGAAGGCUUGAAGGAGAAGCCAAAGGUCGCUUACUUGUGCACCCCGACCGACGCGCACAUUUGCACAGCAAGUUCCAAACAGGCAGCUGCCGAGAAUCUGCGUAAGGCUCCGGCCUGGCAGCCGCUGCUGGGGAAGCUCUUGGGCUUUGCGAAGAUGGGCUUGGUGCCUAAUAGGGUGAAGGAGGAGCCUGGGGCUCUUCCAGUGGUGGAUGCCAUCGUGAAAGAGCAAGGGCCGAACUACUGUUUGGCCAAACGCUUACAGCACUGGCGGGCGAUCCUAAGCCGAUCCAAGGGCUGCGUGGUCUCCUCCAAUAUCGCACCGGCCACGGCCACCGCUAGCGUGGUCUCCAAUAAGUCUUUUGCUCUCGCCUAUAAAGGAAUGCAUCACUUCAAACCCAUGGAGGUCUUUCAAGGCGAAACGUCCAACGCCGUGAUGUUGGGCCUGCUGGUGAACGAUCUGCGGAACCCUUCCAGUGCAGCACAGAGCACCACGGCCAAUCCCAUGCAGCUCUUUACAGCCACUGCCUUCCAUGGAGGAGCUUGGCGGGUGGGCUACAAGUUCAGCACCAUUGGUCCGUGCUCGGCGGUGGCGUAUAUCGUGGCAUCCAUGGUGGUGCCCUGCUGGUUGGUGAUCUAUUCGACGCUCCAAAUGUUGGGCUGGUCUUCUGCCCUCUUCUUGAUUGGGAGCCAAGGGGCACCAGCCGCUGAGGCUGUCAUCUCCAAAUUCACCUACUUUCAGAUCGCUGAGAUUCUCCACGCUGUGCUGGGCAUGGUGCCAUCGAAUCCAGUGACCACUGCCAUGCAGAUCACGUCCCGCGUCGGCGCCGUGCAGAUCGUGGCGGCGGCGGCGUCGGCGGCGAGCCGGUCGGCCAUGCUCCCCUGGAUGACUCUGUUCUACGUGGCUUGGAGCAUCACCGAGGUGGUUCGCUACUCGUACUAUGCGCUGAACACUGCUGGAGUGCAGCUCUCGCCUCUCACGUGGCUGAGAUAUUCCACCUUCCUCUUGCUCUAUCCCGCCGGCGUCACAGGUGAGCUUGGAACGGUGUAUACGGCCCUGCCGGAGUUGGUGAGCAAGGCGCAAGAGGCGUGCGGUCUUUGGGGCCAGGGCUUUUAUGGACUCCUGCCGGCUGCAGUGGUACGGCUGGGUUUCACAGGUACCUUGGCCAUAUAUGUCCUAGGCUUUCCAAUGCUUUUUGGAACCAUGCUGGGACAGCGCAAGAAGGUGCUACGUCGAAUGAAGGAGGCGUCUGAAGAGAAGAAGUCCAAGUGA